This is a messenger RNA of Microthlaspi erraticum, 1236 nucleotides long. Lineage: Eukaryota; Viridiplantae; Streptophyta; Magnoliopsida; Brassicales; Brassicaceae. The record is from the annotation of a GenBank genome assembly.
AUGGCCGACGAAGCAGCUCGCGCUCACGCCGCUGAAGUGGCGCGCGCUAAUGAAGAAGGAAGAGAUCCACCUCCUCCUCCUCCUAAUCCACAAGAUCCUGCUGGAGAUGUGAAUGUGCAACCUCAAGCGGAGCACCAAACAAUCGGAGACUAUGACUCUGCCGAUGCUUUCUUCAUGGAUAGAAACCCUAUCCAUCCACCACUUCCUGCAAGGAAUGACUAUGAGAUCAAGCCUCAGAUCAUAGCAUUGUGCAAGCUCUUUUCAUUCUCUCUUGGCGACAAAGCUUCAAGAUGGUUGAAGUCUCUGCCAGCUCACUCCAUUACCACUUGGGAUGAGUACAAGGCCGCUUUCAUCAACCACUUCUACACCAAGCAAAGAUCAGUUUCUGUAAGGAACAAGAUCUCCAACUUUCGCCAAGCCAACAAUGAAUCUUUCUAUGAGGCGCUAGAUCGAUUCAAGGAGUACAUUAGGGACUGCCCUAAUCAUGGUUUCAAUGAGGGAAACCUAUGGAACAUCUUCUAUCGUGGCAUAGACCACAAGUACAAGCUUUCAUUGGACACUGCAAGCAAUGGAAACUUCAUGACCAAGACUGUUGAUGAAGCUAAGGUUCUUAUUGAGAAUCUUGCAGCUAGUGAUUGUAACAACUGUCCUGAUUAUGACCGCUCAAGCCGCACCACUACUAGCUCCCCUGAUUCUUUUCAAAUGACUGAACUCAAGAACAUGAUGGCUCAAGUUCUUAAGGGACAGCUCAAGCAUAUCAAUGCAAUAGAAGGGAUGAGUGAUGCUAAUGAAGACCCAUCAAGAGAAUGCAUGGGAGAUUUCUCUAAUGAAGCCAAUGAAGAAGAUGUGAACUACAUUGGAAACUAUGGGAACAAGGGAUACAAUCCAAGCUAUCGCCCAAACCCCAACAUGUCUUAUAGAAACCCCAAUGUGGAGAAUCCUCAAGACCAAGUGUAUCCUCCAAGGUAUCCACAACAACAAAGACCUCCUUACCAAUCUCAAGGAAGUCAAUUUCAGCCAAGGCAAGGGUAUGAGCAGAGAUCAUCAUAUCCGCCCAAGGAGCCAUAUGCUUCUUCACCAAAUCAAGCUCCUCCAAACCAACAAGGUGGGAGAUUUGAAGGAAUCCUCCAACAGAUCAUGGAUGGCCAGAAGAGAAAUACAAAGAGAUGUAUGAGAAGAUGGACACUUUGUUCAGCAAUCUCAACACCAAGUAUGAUGCUGUUGCCACUCAUGUGA